This is a messenger RNA of Syzygium oleosum, 972 nucleotides long. RefSeq names its product adenine phosphoribosyltransferase 5. The record is from RefSeq and is a predicted model, not a curated record. The transcript is spliced from 7 exons. The coding region runs from base 74 to 649 and encodes 191 amino acids. Gene Ontology annotation, molecular function: adenine phosphoribosyltransferase activity. Gene Ontology annotation, cellular component: cytoplasm; cytosol. Gene Ontology annotation, biological process: adenine salvage. Lineage: Eukaryota; Viridiplantae; Streptophyta; Magnoliopsida; Myrtales; Myrtaceae.
GGAGAGGGAGGGAAGGAGGGGAAGGAGGAGCAGAGGAGGAGCAGAGGAGGAGAGGGAGAGGUGGGAGGGAAGAAUGUUUGCAGCAGAGAACGGGCUGAAAGGAGACCCCAGGCUCCAGGCCAUCUCCCGGGCCAUCCGGGUCGUCCCCGACUUCCCCAAACCAGGGAUAAUGUUCCAGGACAUAACGACGCUGCUGCUGGAUCACAAGGCGUUCAAGGACACGGUGGACAUCUUCGUCGACCGGUACCGUGACAUGGACGUCUCUGUCGUUGCAGGGGUGGAAGCCAGAGGAUUCAUGUUCGGUCCGGCGAUCGCAUUAGCUAUCGGCGCGAAGUUUGUUCCUUUGCGUAAGCCCAGGAAGUUGCCGGGUGAAGUAAUAUCAGAAUCUUAUGUCUUGGAGUAUGGAACUGACUGUCUCGAAAUGCAUGUGGGUGCUGUCGAGCCCGGUGAGCGUGUAAUAGUGAUUGAUGAUUUGGUAGCCACAGGCGGGACCUUGUCUGCUGCCAUAAAACUUUUGGAACGAGUUGGGGCUGAAGUGGUUGAAUGUGCUUGUGUUAUUGGGUUGCCUGAGGUCAAGGAUCGCUGCGGGAUUAAAGGGAAGCCACUUUAUAUUCUCGUGGAGCCUCGGCUUUUAGAUGAAUGCUGUUGAGCUUCCUAGUCAAAGACUCAAAGGUUGUGCUUGGGCUGAUGAAGAAAAAUGUGAUGCUUGAGCAAUGGUCAGCGAAAAGUGGAUCUCUGCCCAUCUUGGGUCACUGACUCGGGUCCUGUUCCACAAAAUCUGAGUUUCUGCACCAUUUCAUUUGUACUUUUGAACAAAUUAUCAUUAGGAAUACCAUCAGUGGAUCUUGGUUUUUUUGUUUCUUUUAUUGAUUUUUUUCUUUUUGUAGAUUAAAUGCCCAUUUGUAGCUGAUAAUUUUCCAUUUCUGUAGUGGAUGGCAAUUUAGAUGGUGCAGUUGAUGAUUUAAUGUCUAA